Linum tenue is the source of this 1072-nucleotide messenger RNA. Lineage: Eukaryota; Viridiplantae; Streptophyta; Magnoliopsida; Malpighiales; Linaceae. The record is from the annotation of a GenBank genome assembly.
UUAGUAAUUGACCCCUUUGUUUUCUGGAAAGCAUCCAGUUUUGUGGAUGAAUUGGAUAAAGUAGAGUGGGAAGUGUCGAAAGGCCAAAAGCUCUGUGGGAAUUGAAUUCAAUCACUAGACAAUGGCGACAUUCGCUGCUUCAUCCUCGACUCUGCCCUCCAUAUCUACUCCCAAUUCUCACUGGAUUCGGCCUUCCAAGUCUUUACCCCUUCCAACUGCCGUCCACUUCCGAAGCCAUCAACUCUGCAUUUCUUUCAACGCCGUCGUGCUGAAGAGUGGGAAUUCCCGCGGCUCCUUAAGAUUGAGGUCAGCUGAGCAGGAUACCUUAAUCCCAGAGCAAGAAGAGCCCGUCGCAACCCAGGAAGACGCUGCUGCUGAACAGCAGACCGUGUCCGUCCCCGUCUCUCCUUCCGACACUCUUACCAUGUACUUCGAUGCGGAGGGAACCAUGAGCGACGCAGCUAUUCCCGCAGUGACCAGGGCUUUAGAGGGGACUGAAGGCGUUGGAAGAUUAAAGGUUCAAGUGCUCGAGGGUAUUGCCAGUGUCCAGUUAACAAAGCAAACCACAGUGCAAGCAACAGGAGUGGCGUCUAGUCUUGUGGAGCUCAUACAAGGUUCAGGUUUCAAGUUGCAGACUUUGAAUUUGAGUUUCGAGGACGAGGAGGAUCUCGUAGCUUAGAUCAAGCAAAUUUUUGUAAGCCAAACAGGAGAGUAAAAGUACUUCAAAGUAUGUAUCUCGUCAAGCUUGAAGAAAUUGUUUGUCUAUAUCAUUGUAUCUGAUAGGUUUGCCAAUGAAUUAUCUCGAGAUGAAUGGAGGAUAAUGCCAUAAUUCUAAUCCAUUCUUGAAAAGAUUGAACCUAGACUUGUUGGUUGCCAGCCUAUCGUCGAUGAUGGUGCCCUUGACAUCCUGACCAGUUGGGGACGCUAUAGCAUGUUUAGAACAGUGGCAGGUUGAACUUGUAUUAUUAUUAUUGUAAUAAUAUUAUUGUCAUCGCAAUUGACAUCGUUUGUUCGUCUUAAGAGUCUCAAGACCUGUUGCAGAAUGAAAUUGAAUGGGAAUAUUGAUGGAUCA